UUCCGCGGAAAGGGUCCUUCUUUUCCGCGGAAUAAACUUUCCGAUAUCUGAUGUAAACAAUAACGUUAUUAACUUAUUUGCUGUGUCAUAAUGGGUGAGCUGAGGUCAGCUGAGGCCAGCAACAGUAGUUCAGGUUCUAAUGCUGCUGAUGAUACACCUAAACAGAUGUUGUCAAGGUUCUAUGCUCUACAAGAAGAAAGAGUUCAGACUUAUAAAAUGUUUGAAGAGGGAUUCCUGGCAUACUUGCAAGGUGCUCCUAAUUACAAUUUUCCGCUGUAUAGACAACUAGUUCAUGAGAUCACAGAGACCUUCAACAAGAUCUCUGCAGAUAUUCUCCACAUCAAAUCAACAUUUGCUGAAUGGAAUAAUUUACUGCCAAUAUCAGAGAUUAUAGGCAAGAUACAAGAUGCAGAGAAAAAUAAACUAGAACUUACUGCCAAGUUACAGUUAUGUCGACAGAAACUUCAGGAUGAAAAUAGCGAGACAGUUCAGAUAGAGUCGGAUGAAAUAAAACAACAACUUAAAGACAAUAGAGACUUCCUGGUUGAGCAGAUGGAAGAGUUGAAGUUCGAGUCAGAAGACCUUUAUUUAGAGGAUAAUGAGCCAGAGACUGUAGACUCGACCCUUAGUGCAGAGAGAUGACAAAAGGUUGCCUACAGUUAUGGAUAUGAAAUGGACUGUUCCAGAUGUGUUCUUUUCACACUAUUAAGUAGCAUGUACUUCUGUUACAAGUUCUGGAGUUCUUUAAUCAUUUAAAUUUGUUCUCAUGGGCUUACUACAAGUGCUUUAAUCAGGCCCUUGAUGAAUUUGUUCACAUUUGUUAAGUGAGUCUUUGGAUUGGUCCUGUAGGAAUUUAUUAAGAGAUUUUGGAUUAUAAGUGUUUCACUUGAGUCCUGGGGAAUUUAUCAAGAAAGUUUGGAUUGUAAGUAAUUCACUUGAUUCCUGGGGAAUUUGUCAAGAAAGUUUGGAUUUUAAGUGUUUCACUCGAGUCCUUGAGGAAUUUAUCAAGAGAGUUUGGAUUGUAAGUGUUUCACUUGAUUCCUGGGGAAUUUGUCAAGAAAGUUUGGAUUGUAAGUGUUUCACUUGAGUCCUGAGGAAUUUAUCAAGAAAGUUUGGAUUGUAAGUAAUUCACUUGAUUCCUGGGGAAUGUCAAGAAAGUUUGGAUUGUAAGUGUUUCACUUGAGUCCUUGAAUUUAUCAAAAGAUUUUGGAUUGCAAGUGUUUCACUCGGGUCCUAAAGGAACUGGUUCACAUUUGUUAAGUGUGUUUGGAUUGGUUUGGGAGAAUCUGGAUUGCAAGUGUUUUGCGCGAGUCUUGGAGGAAUUUGUUAAAGAGUUUGCAUUAUAAGUGUUUCACUUAGGUCUUUGAUGAAUUUGUUCACAUUUGUUAAGCAUAUCUUUCGAUUGUUUCUUUACUCAGGUCCUUCAGGAAUUUGAGAACAAAAAUUUGUUUAAAACAACAAAGUUCAAAUAUUUUUAUUAGACAUGUGGCUAGAGCUUUUACCGAAGUUUUAUUUAUUUGAAUGUUACCGUAAGAUUGUGAUGAAGAACUAUAGUGAAAGUUUUGUUCUUAAGUAUUUGUUAAAAAGUUGUUUAACAUUCCAGUUUAUACCAGAUUGUGAAACAACAUUUGUAUACUUAGUUAAUAAAGUGUAAAGUAUUA
Messenger RNA from Mercenaria mercenaria, 1661 nucleotides. RefSeq names its product required for excision 1-B domain-containing protein-like. NCBI's taxonomy places the organism in Eukaryota, Metazoa, Mollusca, Bivalvia, Venerida, Veneridae. The coding region runs from base 91 to 642 and encodes 183 amino acids. The transcript is spliced from 5 exons. The record is from RefSeq and is a predicted model, not a curated record.